AUUAUCUUCAGGCGCGUGGGCUGGUCUGUCUGUGUGCGCGUGUGAGUCUAUAAGUGUGAAAGGUUACUAGGGGUUGAAGAUAACAUCAAACACCGCCGCUCUUCGCAGAGUGUGUGUGUUUGUCUAAGUGUGUGUGUGUGGUCCGUUGCUACCUAGUGGGCGUGUUCCCGGUCCUCCCUGCAGACCGGUGCACGUGCGUGCCUGCGCGCGGGUGUCAUUGCAUGCUUGCGCGAGCUCAGAGGGGAGAAACAGAAGCUAUAUUUGAGUUUAUUUGGUCCUGUCUUUUUUUUUUUUUUAUGAACGGAAUGGGUUUUGUCAGUCUGCACAACAGCGGCGGUCACGCGUGGGUGAUUUCUCAUUGAGUGUGAGUGGUUUUCACGCGCGUGCCCCCCUCCUCUUCCUCCUCUUCCUCCUCCUUCUCCACAGCGUGGAGGUGCGGGGCCACUGGCUGUGUUGUUGCGGCACUGGAUGGAUCUAACUAGCAUGUUUGCGGGAGAAGCCUCGGGCGGUGUAAGCGGAGGGAAAUAAAACGGGCUUUAAUUUGGUGUUUUUUCUUAUUCUACCUGGCUUUGCUGAGCAGUCACCUCCACUGUGGCGACAUGUCAAACUCAAACAAAAGCAAAAAGGACAAAGAAAUCCUCGCUGAAUACGAGAGCCAAGUGAAAGAUGUGCGGGCCCAGUUGGUCGAGCAGCAGCGCUGUCUGGAGCAGCAGACAGAAAUGCGGGUCCAGCUGCUUCAGGAUCUGCAGGACUUCUUCAGGAAGAAGGCUGAGAUUGAAACAGAAUAUUCCCGAAACCUGGAAAAACUCGCUGAGAGGUUCAUGGCCAAGACGCGAAGCACGAAAGACCAUCAGCAAUACAAAAAAGAUCAAAACCUACUCUCUCCAGUGAACUGCUGGUACCUGCUGCUAAACCAGGUGAGGAGGGAGAGUAAGGACCACGCCACCCUCAGUGACCUGUACCUGAACAACGUCAUCACCCGCCUCACACACAUCAGUGAAGACUCCGCUCGUCUGCUGAAGAGGAGUAAGGAGAUAAUUUUUCAGCUUCAGGAAGAUCUCAUGAAGCUUCUGAAUGAGCUUUACACAGUGAUGAAGACGUAUCACAUGUACCACGUGGAGACGAUCAAUGCUGAAACCAAGCUGAGGGAGGCGGAGCGUCAGGAGGGGCGUGUGAAGGGCGUGUCAGUUACAGGUGGAGGGGUGGAGCCUGUGUUCAGUCUGCGGAUAGAAGAGCGGCAUCAGAGACGCAACGCUGCCCGCAAGAUGGAGAAGAUGAGAGAGAAGAGGAAGGCAAAAUACUCAGAAAACAAACUGAAGACUCUGAAAGCCAGGAAUGAGUAUCUGCUCACCCUGGAGGCCACUAAUGCCUCUGUGUUUAAAUACUACAUCCAUGACCUGCCCGAUAUCAUAGACUGCUGUGACCUAGGGUACCACUCCAGUCUGAGCCGGGCUCUGAGGACCUACCUAUCAGCCGAAUUGAGCCUUGAAGCCUCCAGGAGGGCGGGUCUGGAGGUGCUGGAAGGGGCUGUUGAGGGCUUGGACCCUGCCCGUGACAGGCAGCGUCUGCUGGGUCUGUAUCCCACUGCCUUUUGUCCUCCACAACGCUUUAGUUUCCAGGCCCACAUGGGUGACGCAGUGACCCAGAUUGCCUCUCAGCCGCAGGUUCAGGCUGAGCUCACCCUCCGCCUCACACAGCUCCAAACCCGCCUGGCGUCUCUGAAGAUAGAAAAUGAAGAGGUGAAAAAGACCUGGGGUGCCACUCUGACCACGCUGCAAGACAUGACCGUGCUGGACGACUAUGACGUCUCCCAGAGCUUCACCCACAGUCCGUCCUCAGAGUCAGUCAAGUCCAGCGUGUCCGACGGCUACUUGAACAAACCGAGUCUGGCCAAGAGACGGGCCAACCAGCAGGAGACGGAGCUGUUUUACUUUAAUAAAUUCCGUGAAUAUUUGGAAGGAAGUAAUCUAAUUUCCAAGCUUCAGGCCAAACAUGACACACUGAAGAAAGCCUUAGCAGAAGGCUAUAAAGCUGAACUACUAACUACCAGUCGUGGGCGGAAGAACUCCCACAGCAAGCAUCAGGAUUCUACUAAAGCCAUACCUUUGCUUGUGGAGAGCUGCAUCCGCUACAUUAAUCUACAUGGUCUUCAGCAUCAGGGUAUAUUCCGAGUGUCAGGAUCGCAAGUGGAGGUCAAUGACAUCAAGAACUCCUUUGAAAGAGGUAAUGACCCACUUAUCGACGAGGAGAGCAACCAUGACAUCAACUCUGUGGCAGGUGUGUUAAAGCUUUACUUCAGGGGGCUGGAGAAUCCACUGUUCCCCAAGGAUCGGUUUAAUGACCUCAUCUCAUGCGUCCGGAUAGAAAACCUGUACGAGAGAGCUCAGUGCAUCCGUAAGAUCCUGCUGGGUGUCCCGAGGGCAACGCUGGUGGUGAUGCGUUAUCUGUUCGCCUUCCUCAACCACCUCUCCCAGUACAGCGAUGAGAACAUGAUGGAUGCUGGGAACCUGGCCAUCGUGUUUGGCCCCACCCUCCUGCCCACACCAGACACAUUGGACCAGGUGGCGUGCCAGGCGCAUGUGAAUGAGGUCAUCAAAACGGUCAUCCUGAACCACGACAACAUCUUCCCAGACACCAAGGAGCUGCCUGGUCCGGUUUAUGAGAAGUGUAUGACAGGCGAUCAGUACUGUGAGAGUCCGUUCAGCGAGCCGGGAGCAUUGGAGGAGGCCGAACCCGACGCCGGCACAGAGACCCAAACCAGCGAUGAGGAGGGUGAGGCGGUGGAGGCGGUGGCAAGGUUUGACUAUGUGGGCCGUUCGGGCCGGGAACUAUCCUUCAAGAAGGGAGCGUCCCUGCAGCUCUUUCAGCGUGCAUCACAUGACUGGUGGGAGGGGCGCCACAACGGCAACCAUGGCUUGGUGCCUCAUCAGUACAUUGUGGUGAAGGACAGGGCGGACGCCAUGUCAGAUACACUCAGUCAGAAAGCAGACAGUGAUGGAGGGAGCAGCAGCACCGAUGAUAAGAGGUCCAGGAGUGAACUGAGCUCCCCUACGGACAUCAGACCUCCAGAGACCUAUAACAGGUCUGUCAUUCAUCGGAGGAAGCGAACAGACGGUUUAUUCCGCCGCCCCCUUGGUCGCUCGAACGACACCUACUGCCAUGGCAAUGGGGGAGUGAUGGAACGCAGCUCUCCGCCGGUGACAGGUCACUUCAGUCCCAGGGAGUUGUUGCUGGGACGCGGUCAAGGCUUGACCCCGCCCCUCGAUAGCCCAGAGCGCCGCCGUCGCUCUGCAGCAGCAGUGACCAUGACAGUCAGCCGACAUGAUUCGCUGAGGAGACCAGAAGACACGCCCAUCCGACGCUCGAGCAGCGGUCAGCAUGGCUUCAGUGACUCUCAUCGUUCAAGAGGGUUGGACCCCGACACGCUGGCACAGGACAUCGAGGAGACGGUGACGGUGGCUCUGGGGGAGCUGAGGCAGCUGGAGCGGCAGGGCUGCAGGCCGGCGCCCGACGUAGUGCUGGACACUCUGGAACAGGUGAAGAAUGGUCCCAUCACCACCUGCUCCUCCGAGUCUCCCAGCCCCCACAGCACCCCCAGCACCCCAGGAACCCCGGGAACACCGGGCACCCCUGGUACUCCAGGAACACCUGGCACACCAAGCCCCCUCAGCCCUCUGAGCCCCAUCAGCCCACUACCUGGACCUCCGCCUGGACCUCCCCGACCGGCCAAUCCUUCUCCUGACACCCUGGGCUCCUUCAAGCCUGUGGCAGCUGCCCGUAUGGGGGCCCCCUUGCGGCCCCCUGCAGUUAGGCCCAAACCUAUGAUUCCACCGAAGAGCAGCACUCCGCCUCUGCCCCCGCCGCUGGACAAAUCCUGCACCAUGUGAGCCAAACCCGGCCAAUAAUAGGCCAAAUCAGGCCUACCCGGGCCAAAAAUGGGUCAGAAGAGGAGAUCAGGGUACUGCUAAAUGUUUAUAAUCAACAUGAGGGUAGAAAGGGUAGGAAAGACUAAAAGGGUUUUAAUGUAGUAAUAAAAUAUAAUAUGACAUGACCUAUGAUAUGAUAUGCCAUGAUAUUUAUGUGUUGUCAGGUUGGUGUGUACUCUCUUGGUGUGUAGGAGUUUACUUUCUCCAUGUAUUGAAGCAUUUAUCAAAGGUUAGCUAAAAGAACAGCUGAUAAAGAGAUACAGGGACGAACGUAGACACGGCAUCCUGUUCUGUAUAUUAAAUAAUAGAGAGACAUGGAGAGUGUAUUUCAGCUCCAGUAAAAUGUAGUUUCAGUGACGUGAAUGUGGGCUGUACUGUCAUGACGAUAGGCUCUGAAGUAACGCAGGCCUAUCAGGAAAAGGCUGCUGUUUUUAAAGAACUAUCCUGACCGGCUUGGCUGCUGUAUCUGUAUAAGUGACUCGGAUAAAAGCCGUAAAGAAGAAGAGAACAUGGCAGAGUGAAGGCAACGAUGGUUCAACAACGUCUGUGUGACUUAAUUUAUUUUUUUAAUUUUUUCACUCGGUUCAGCUGCUAAGCUCACUUUCACCUCAAACCACGAAACGCCUCUUGAGGUCGUCAGUGACACAAAACUCACGUUAUUUAACCAAUGUUCAGCUAUUUAAUGAAUGUUUCCAGUAUUUAACGACUGUUCAGCCAUCUAUUGAAUGUUCAGUGAGCUGUGGAGGCGACUCACUUAACUUUUUAACAGCCUUGUUGUGUUUAAAGUGGAAACCCAUGCCCAGACCGGAGCUUCAGACAGGGUGGAUUUAUCGGUGGAGGGAGUUAGGAACCUGGACAGAACUUUUUCUGGGAUGGGGUGGGUGUAUGAUUUCUUUGUUCUUGUGUGUGUGCGAAAAGAAUAUGUGUUUGUGUGUGUGUGCGUGUGUGUGUGCGUGUUUGUGUGUGUGUGUGUGAGAGUGUGUCUUUUUUGCCUGCCCUUGUACUACUCCCUUGUAAGUGCAGACGCACUAGAAUAGUCAUAGAUAAUAGAUAAUUCAUGCCUGCCUUGAGUGCCAGCACACACAAGCGCAAGUUGGGAAAGCAGUGCGAGUGCAAAAAGCAUGCCACUUUCUCUGAGUGUGUGUAUACGUGUGUGUUAAUGGUUUACCUGCUUGUUACACUAAAGUCACUGGUUAACCUUAAAUUCACAGUAAGCUAACAGGGUGGGGCUCUGUCUGUAAACGCCCAAAAAACACUUGAACAGCACACUGAAUGUGGCCUCCAACCGGGCUGGUAACUGAUGUGAGUGUGGUGAUUAAAAUGAAAUGUGACUUGCUGAGAUGGGAUAUGGAUGCACAUCUGUGUGUGUAUACGUGUGUGUGGAUGUAAGUGUGUAUCUGUGAAAGUGCCUUUUUUUUAAUCCUUGUCUUUUUUGGGGAGUUGUGAAUCCACUCACGCAUGUCCUGAACGAAGAGCAGCAGCACUCCGAAUGAAAUAAUCAUAAAGUGUUUAGUAGAUUACUGAAUUAUGAAUUCUAGCAUUAACCCAUUGUGACAUUGCACUUUGAUGUAUAGGAUUGUGUACUUGGCAUGUAGCAUCAUAACAUGUUGGUGCAUUUUAACUCAAAGGGAAGUUUCUUUGAAUGUGUUUGAUAAUAAAGGAAAUGGUUUUUGUCUGUUAGUGUUGCUGUAUUUGAAACCUGAGCUUCCUACAGAUGAGCUCAUAUAGCCAAAUGGAUUGUAUCAACGUGUUGUAUUUAUAUUAUAAAUAAACCUGAAUAAAUUAGCAUUCAAGUCAU
This is a messenger RNA of Sphaeramia orbicularis (orbiculate cardinalfish), 5724 nucleotides long. RefSeq names its product SLIT-ROBO Rho GTPase-activating protein 1. The coding region runs from base 600 to 3887 and encodes 1095 amino acids. The record is from RefSeq and is a predicted model, not a curated record. Gene Ontology annotation, molecular function: protein binding. NCBI's taxonomy places the organism in Eukaryota, Metazoa, Chordata, Actinopteri, Kurtiformes, Apogonidae. The transcript has 23 exons. Gene Ontology annotation, biological process: signal transduction.